This is a messenger RNA of Anolis sagrei ordinatus, 861 nucleotides long. The record is from RefSeq and is a predicted model, not a curated record. NCBI's taxonomy places the organism in Eukaryota, Metazoa, Chordata, Lepidosauria, Squamata, Anolidae.
AUGAUCAGCAUUGUUAUUGUUCUAGUCUGCCUUUUGGGACUUCUCACAAAUGGAAAGGUCAUUUGGCUCCUUGGGUUCAGCAUUAAGAGAAAUCCUUUCACAACCUACAUCAUGAAUCUCUCCAUUGCUGAUUUUGGGGUCCUCGCCUGCCUACUUUGCAUUGCUUCUUUUGCAAUUGCAUUGAAUUGGUAUGAGGGAAGCCGGGCUUUCUGUACGUGCUUUAACAUAGCCCUUGAGCUACUUUUCCUCACUUAUUCUUCCAGCCAGUUUCUGUUGGCAAUUAUUAGCAUUGACAGGUGUGUGGCAGUUUUCUUCCCAAUUUGGCAUCGAUGCCACCGGCCCCCAUAUUUAUCUACUGUUGUUUGUGCCAUAAUUUGGAUAGUUUCUUCUCUGCUUUAUGGAGUCCAUUUCAUUUACCACUGCUUUUUCUACAGUGAAAUGAUUCAAUUUGUCAUGCAGUCAAUUGCAGCUGCUCUACUUGCCACCUUUAUCAUGGUCAUUUCCACUCUGACUCUGUUCAUCAAAGUUUGCUGUAAACUGAAGCAACACCAGCGAGGAAAGCUUGUUACAGCUGUUUUGCUCACACUUAUGUUUUUCCUCCUCUUUUGUGUUCCAUUUAAUGUUUCUUAUGCAAUAAGCUUUUUAUCUAUUAUUUAUGACUGGGCUUUUCUUCUGAGGUGGAUUGGUUUUGCCUGUGCUUCUGUGAAUAGUAGCAUCAACCCACUGAUCUAUUUCUUAGUCGGGAGGAGGCAAAAGAAGGGUUGGGCCAAAGUCUCCAUGAAGGUUGCACUUGAGAGGGUUUUCAAGGAUGAGCACGAUGCUGUGGAAGAAGAAACACCUAUGGAAGGAAUCCAUAUAUAA